UCGCGAAUGUGGCCACAGAUGCUUUUGAUACCCGAGACGGGCUGCUGAGCCAAGUGUAAUUUUAUCCGAUCCGCUCGAAUAACACGUUUACUGACCAGCAGGAAAACUCAACAACUUGAUAGUUGUACUUUCAAAACUGUUCGGAAACCCAAACGAUCCGGUGUUGGAGCUGAAAAUAUUUACUUUCAGUUUUCCCGAAAGGAAGUGCGUCUGUGAAUACGGCUAGAUGAGUUAUGAUGGAGAGCAGAGAUGAUGAAGAGGUAGCAAAUGGCCAUCACGUCCAGCCGUCUAACGCUGCUGAAAUCUCCUCCAGUUCAACACAUGGAAAUUCAAGCGAGAUCAUGGACGUGGAUGAAGAUGACAUCUUUAAACACUCCACCACGUUGACCAACAAGCAGCGUGGGAAUGAAGUAACAGUGCGGCCAGCAACAUUAGACUCCCUGUCUAUACAUCAGCUGGCAGCUCAGGGUGACGUUUUACAAGUGGCCGCACAUCUAAGUAAAGACGGUUCGGUGCUCAGCAGACAGGAUGAGCGAGGCUUUACGCCUCUGAUGUGGGCUGCUGCCUUUGGAGAAAAAGCAAUGGUGGACUUUCUAUUAGAAAAGGGUGCGGACCCCAAUACAAUUGCGAGGGAGCGAGAGAGCGCCCUGACUUUGGCCAGCUCUGGGGGUUAUGUGGACAUCGUUGAGUCUCUUCUCAAACAUGGAGUGGACAUUAACACCUACGACUGGAACGGUGGAACUCCUCUUUUAUAUGCUGUACGAGGGAACCACAUCAAAUGUGUAGAAGCCCUACUUGACAAAGGAGCAGAUAUGACCAUUGAGUCCGACUCUGGCUACAGUCCAAUGGCCUUAGCUGUUGCACUCGGACACAAAAAAAUUCAGAAAGUGUUGGAGGACCACAUUUUGAAACUCUACAAACCACCGACAUGACGGCAGUUACAACA
This is a messenger RNA of Fundulus heteroclitus (mummichog), 946 nucleotides long. It is a transcript of the gene rfxank, whose product is annotated as regulatory factor X-associated ankyrin-containing protein. Gene Ontology annotation, cellular component: nucleus. The record is from RefSeq and is a predicted model, not a curated record. The transcript has 9 exons. Bases 234 to 932 code for a protein of 232 amino acids. Gene Ontology annotation, molecular function: protein binding; aspartic-type endopeptidase activity. Lineage: Eukaryota; Metazoa; Chordata; Actinopteri; Cyprinodontiformes; Fundulidae. Gene Ontology annotation, biological process: regulation of transcription by RNA polymerase II; proteolysis.